UCGCUGCCGAGUCCAUCUUCAAGCGUAUCACCUCCCGUUCCCGUCAUCAACGGCGCAGAGAAGAGAACUUGGUCUAUAGCGUUCAUUGUUCCUUCAUCUUCCCUCAAACUAUGACAACGACGAGCAGUAGUAUCUUCGCUGGUCUAGGAUGCCUUCUUGUCGCCUCCAUCAUUUACUUCCGGAAGCUUAAAGCUAACCCGGCACGAGCUCACCUCCCUCCUGGUCCCAAACCCAUUCCCGUACUCGGCAACGUCAAAGACCUUCGAGCGAAAGAGCUAUGGCUGCCGGCGAUGGACUGGGCGAAGCAAUACGGCGAUAUCACCUACCUUCACGUCUUUGGACAAGGUCUCACAUUUAUCAACUCCUUGGAAUCUGCAAGCGACUUGCUCGAGAAACGAGGCGGCAUGUACGCCGACAAACCUCAGUUUACCAUGGUUUGCGAACUGUGCAACUGUAAGAAUAUGGUUGCCUUUACGCCCUACGGAGAACAGUCGAAGCGACAACGGCGAUUGAUGCACAAAGCUUUCGCCCCUGCUCGCAUCCCGGAUUAUCAUCCCUUAAUGGAAUCAUCAACCAACCUCUUCCUCCGAAACGUCAUUGCAUCCCCGGCCGAUUAUAUCGGUCACGUACGAAGGUACUCUGGUUCACUCACGCUCAACAUUGUCUAUGGGUACGAAGUCACUUCCAACGAAGACGAAUAUCUUAUGAUGGCGGAGGAGUGUGUCGGUAUUCUCGCUAACGAAAUUGCGAGUGCUGGAGGUGUUUGGGCUGUCGAUGUCAUGCCUUUCCUCGCUAAGAUCCCUAAAUGGGCAGAGGGAUUGCCAGGAAUGAGCUUUAAACGGAAGGCGAGGAAGUGGAAGAAGAUGAUGGAGGAUUGGGUUGAUGGACCAUUCGAAUACGUCAAGAACACCAUGAAAAGCGGCUCUUACAAGCAAUCAUUCUGCUCUUCCCUAUUAGACGAUGAAAGUAUCUCGCAAACCCAGGAGCACUUCGAAUUUGACUUGAAGUGGACGGCUAACUCGAUGUAUGCAGCCAGCAUCGAUACUACGAUUACCUCAGUCGCUCACUUCCUACUUGCAAUGAUGAAGCACCCCGAAGUCUUGAAGAAGGCGCAGCAUGAAAUCGAUACCGUUGUCGGACAAGAUCGCCUCCCCACCUUCAGCGACAGGAAGUCUUUGCCAUAUGUUGAAGCCGUCCUCUCCGAGACUUGGAGAUGGGCUUCCCCCGUCCCAUUGAGCUUGCCUCAUAAAUUGACUGAAGAUGACGUGUAUCGAGGAAUGUAUAUCCCGAAGGGUUCCUUGAUCUUCGCCAAUAUCUGGGCGAUGACACGAGAUGAGCGCAUCUUCCCCGACCCGGAGACGUUCAAUCCCGAGAGAUACUUGAACAUGGAUCCAGAGACCAAGAAGAAGCAAGAUCCACGGAACUUCAUCUUCGGAUUCGGUCGAAGGCUUUGCCCUGGAAAUCAUAUCGUAGAUGCUUCGCUGUGGCUGUUGGUCGUUCGCAUGAUGGCUACCCUUGAUAUCUCUACCCCCGUCGACGAGAAAGGCAAUGCAAUUGAUAUUGUUCCGGUUUUCGACAACCCUAUCUUCAGAACGCCAAAUCCCUUCCCCUGCGAUAUGCGACCACGUUCCGAGAAGGCUGUAAAUCUCAUUCGACAAUACGCCGACCCUCGCGCCUCUGCAUAA
Messenger RNA from Coprinopsis cinerea okayama7#130, 1685 nucleotides. Its product is annotated as cytochrome P450. The record is from RefSeq and is a predicted model, not a curated record. The transcript has 12 exons. Lineage: Eukaryota; Fungi; Basidiomycota; Agaricomycetes; Agaricales; Psathyrellaceae. Bases 111 to 1685 code for a protein of 524 amino acids. Gene Ontology annotation, molecular function: iron ion binding; monooxygenase activity; oxidoreductase activity, acting on paired donors, with incorporation or reduction of molecular oxygen.